This is a messenger RNA of Dreissena polymorpha, 2192 nucleotides long. Its product is annotated as transcription factor Sp9-like. The record is from RefSeq and is a predicted model, not a curated record. NCBI's taxonomy places the organism in Eukaryota, Metazoa, Mollusca, Bivalvia, Myida, Dreissenidae. Gene Ontology annotation, molecular function: DNA-binding transcription factor activity, RNA polymerase II-specific; RNA polymerase II cis-regulatory region sequence-specific DNA binding. Gene Ontology annotation, biological process: regulation of transcription by RNA polymerase II.
CGGCUGGUGUAAAAAUAAUCCACGAACAUGUAAAACGCACAGCCAUACACGCCUUCCGGUAAACUGUUACAGAUUCAUACAGAUUAUGUUGGAUUAUGUAGAUACUAAAGAUUUGUGAUAUAGAUAUACACUUAUCAUAAACGGUUGUUGACGUGAGGAUUUAGAAAUAAAUGAUAACCGCACUGAGAUAUUGAUGUGUCAAAGGUGUAAGAAUACCAGCAGGUGAGACCGGUGGCGUACGCACGCAUGGCGACAAUGUUAGGGGAGCCUAAUCCAUUCGGCGGGACCCCGCUGGCCAUGCUAGCCGCCCAGUGCAACAAGAUCGCCGCCAAGUCACAGGGCCCUCUAGCGGCUAGCGAACUCCACAAGGGAUUCCAUCCAUGGAAGAAACCUCUCAGCGCCAUGGACGCCGCGCACAGCUCCCUGGCACUAACCUCGCAGCGGAUGUCGAACUUCAACUCGUCGAUGGCGAUGUCUAGUUCCGGUUUUAAUUACGCGAGGAGUAAUUCACUGCAAAGCUGUGCCGGUGCCUACGGAAGUGAACUGUUUUAUCCCCAGAGUUCCACAAACUCUUAUACGCAUGCGCAGUCAGAAAGCUGUCAGGCAACACUGUCUCAGAAAAUGUACGGAGAGUCGAGUUCGAACAUUGGCAACGUGUAUUCGCGAGUGCCUAACGGUUCUCUUUAUGAUUCCUGGUCGUCCUACAUACCCAAUGCCAACAGCUACAGUAUAAAGUCAGACUUAUCUAGUUCAAUGACGUCACCAGCGUCGUGGUGGGACAUGCAUUCAAACCCUUCUAAUUGGUUAUCGGACAUAAGUGGGUCCUCAAACAGUAUUCACUCUCAUUUAUCUGGUUCGAAUUAUCCGAAUUCGGAUACACUUAACGCGUUUGGGCAUUCGCUGACUCCUAAUGGGUCAACAUUUCCCCAUUUGUUACAAGACACCUUCAAGUCUAUCUUACCUUCCAACAGUGAUUUGAACGCCUCGUCAGUGAAUUCCGUUCUCGAUGUCCCGUUCGGCGCUGCCAUGUCGUCUCUCGCCUCGUCCAGGUCACAGCGGCGCUAUUCGGGACGGGCCACAUGCGACUGCCCGAACUGCCAGGAGGCUGAACGUCUGGGUCCAGCAGGCGCUUCACUGAGGAAGAAGAACCUGCACAACUGCCACAUACCCGGAUGUGGGAAGGUGUACGGGAAAACCUCGCAUUUAAAGGCGCAUUUGAGAUGGCACACCGGAGAGCGGCCUUUCGUCUGUAACUGGUUGUUUUGUGGGAAGCGGUUCACGCGCUCAGAUGAGCUGCAGCGCCACCUCCGGACGCACACGGGAGAGAAGAGAUUCGCGUGCCCCACGUGCAGCAAGCGCUUUAUGCGCAGUGAUCAUCUCAGUAAACACGUCAAAACACACAGCAACGAUACCAAGAAAUCGGUCAGUGGAAGUGACUCUGAAAAUAGUCAAGAUGUGAACGGCAAUUCUCCAGUCAGGGGAGGUAACAAAUCACCAUUAAGUAAAUAAUGGUGGAAUAGUGAUAUAUAAUCAAAGCAAUUUAUUAACCUGAGAAUCAGGAUUAUAUUUUUAAUUGUUUUAUUAUUCAUUUGAAAUAAUACUCACCUAUGCAUAUACAAGCAGGGAGAUGUUUUAUUAAUGCAUUUAUAUAUAUUUGAUAUGCAUUUUCUGUUUAAUACGUUUGAAGAUCUUACAAGAACUGUUUAUUUUAUAGACUGCUAGUUAACAGAUGUUGUAAUGAAUUCGAAUAUUUGAGCAGAAAACACACACUUUAACCCAUUUAUGCCUAGCUUCUAGAAAAAAGGCCUUGGCAUAAUGCGGCGUGUCAUCAGGGUCUGCGCUGUUUGCUCAAAGGAAUUUCUGUAAGAAAUAUUAUAAAUAUAUAAAUAAAUAUACUAGACAUCUCUAAUUUUGGAAAUAAAUUGAUCCAAUUUAGAAGGAUGGGAGAGUCCACUAGGCAUAAAUGGGUUAAUGUCACUGCUUUCAUCGAUGUGUUGUACGGAUACAAGGAGUGUUCGGGUACAGCUACAGACGCUAUCGUGGUCGAGAUAUGAUGCUGCGUAGUUCAAUUUUCGCUAGAUAUAUUUUCACUGUUGUUCUAAGACAUACUGGUGCCUUUGCUGAUGUUGCUAUUUAUGAAUUGCAAAGUUGUUGAUUUUUAUAAUGCUUAAAUAAAGCCAAAAAUAAGCCUU